AUGGCGGAGGAUUGGAAGUUGUAUCUUUUUGGAGAUCAAGCAUACAACAUACAAACAUACCGGCAAGAUCUGCUUCGAAACAGAGACAAUCCUGUUCUGGAGCAUUUUCUGAUGAAAGCAUACGAUGCCCUUCGUUCCGAGAUCUAUACACUGCCCUCAGCUACAAGAGAUAUAUACCCUCGUUUCACAUGCGUCGACGAUGUAAUUCAAUGGAACCCAACCGGUGAAAGACUUGUGACGCUCGAUAUGGCUAUCCCAGCUGAGCGUUGA
Penicillium nucicola is the source of this 270-nucleotide messenger RNA. RefSeq names its product Acyl transferase/acyl hydrolase/lysophospholipase. The record is from RefSeq and is a predicted model, not a curated record. The coding region runs from base 1 to 270 and encodes 89 amino acids. The transcript has a single exon. Lineage: Eukaryota; Fungi; Ascomycota; Eurotiomycetes; Eurotiales; Aspergillaceae.